UUUGUAGAGAUGGGGUUUCGCCAUGUUGCCCAGGUUGGUCUUGAACUCCUGAGCUCAAACAAGCCUCCCACCUCAGCCUCCCAAAGUGCUGGGAUUAUAGGUGUGAGGUACUGCGCCCGGCUGGCCCAGGUUCUUAAAGUCUCCUCCUUGACGUACUCAUCACAGCUGUAAUUCAGUAUUUACAUAAUUGUCUCCCCACUGCCUUGUAGGCUCCAUAAGGGGAGGGGGCAUGUCUGUCUUCUUCAGACUGUAUCCCCAACUCCUGGCACACAGCAGGUGCUCAGUUAAUGUUUGUUCACAGGGAUUCUGUUGCCUCUAGUGGACUGGGACCUGGAGGCCUGAUGAGCUGAGGGUGGAUUAUCAGAUUAUUGCUGACAAGGGUGUCUGCCCCAGCAAGACCCCAUAGGCAGAGGGAGGGCAGGGUUCCCUCCUGGCCCAGGCCCUGGCUGAAGAAGGGCCCCCAAGGGCUUGUUCUUGGCUGUGCUGUGUGUCUCACUGCUGUUCUUUGCUUCCAUGUGCCACUGCGGUGAUGGCUCCAUGGCCUCUCCUGGACUGGCUGCGUGACCCCCAACGGCUGCUUCUGGCAACAUCAUGACAACAGAGAAGAGUUUAGUGGCUGAAGCCGAAAACUCACAGCACCAACAGAAGGAAGAGGGCGAGGGAGCCAUAAACUCAGGCCAACAAGAACCUCAGCAGGAGGAAUCUUCUCAAACAGCAGCUGAAGGAGAUAAUCAGUGUGAACAGAAGCUGAAAGCUUCUAAUGGAGACACUCCUACACAUGAAGACUUGACCAAGAACAAGGAGCGGACAUCAGAAAGCAGAGGCCUUUCACGACUGUUCUCGUCGUUUCUUAAAAGGCCCAAAUCUCAGGUGUCCGAGGAAGAAGGCAAAGAAGUAGAGUCAGAUAAAGAAAAAGGUGAAGGAGGUCAGAAAGACAUAGAAUUUGGAACCAGUCUUGAUGAAGAGAUCAUCUUAAAGGCCCCAAUUGCAGCUCCUGAACCUGAACUCAAAACAGACCCAUCUUUGGAUCUUCAUUCAUUAAGCAGUGCCGAAACACAGCCUGCUCAGGAAGAACUCAGAGAAGAUACAGAUUUUGAAACUAAGGAAGGAGAAGGACUUGAAGAGUGCUCCAAAAUAGAAGUAAAAGAAGAAAGCCCUGAAUCAAAAGCAGAAAGAGAAUUUAAAGCUUCCCAGAAAUCAAUCAGAAAACACAGGAACAUGCAUUGCAAGGUUUCUUUGUUGGAUGACACAGUUUAUGAAUGUGUUGUGGAGAAACAUGCUAAGGGACAAGAUUUGCUUAAACGAGUAUGUGAGCAUCUCAAUCUUUUGGAAGAAGACUAUUUUGGUCUAGCCAUUUGGGAUAACACAACCUCUAAGACAUGGCUGGAUUCCGCCAAAGAAAUAAAAAAGCAGGUUCGUGGUAUCCCUUGGAAUUUUACAUUUAAUGUGAAGUUUUAUCCACCUGAUCCAGCACAGUUAACAGAAGACAUAACGAGAUAUUAUUUAUGUCUUCAGCUUCGGCAGGACAUAGUUGCAGGACGUCUGCCCUGUUCCUUUGCAACCUUAGCAUUGUUAGGUUCUUACACCAUCCAGUCUGAACUGGGAGACUACGACCCAGAACUCCAUGGCAUGGAUUAUGUUAGUGAUUUUAAACUGGCCCCGAAUCAGACCAAGGAACUUGAAGAGAAGGUCAUGGAACUGCAUAAGUCAUACAGAUCCAUGACUCCAGCACAGGCUGACUUGGAAUUUCUUGAGAAUGCCAAAAAGUUGUCUAUGUAUGGGGUUGAUCUUCAUAAAGCAAAGGACUUGGAGGGAGUAGACAUCAUCCUAGGUGUCUGCUCUAGUGGCCUCCUGGUUUACAAAGAUAAGCUGAGAAUUAACCGCUUCCCUUGGCCCAAAGUGCUAAAGAUUUCUUAUAAACGUAGCAGCUUUUUCAUCAAGAUUCGGCCUGGAGAGCAAGAACAGUAUGAAAGUACCAUCGGAUUCAAACUUCCCAGUUACCGAGCAGCUAAGAAAUUAUGGAAAGUCUGUGUAGAACAUCACACGUUUUUCAGAUUGACAUCUACAGAUACCAUUCCCAAAAGCAAAUUUCUUGCACUGGGAUCCAAAUUUCGAUAUAGUGGCCGGACUCAAGCUCAGACCAGGCAAGCUAGUGCUCUAAUUGACAGGCCUGCCCCACACUUUGAGCGUACAGCAAGUAAACGGGCAUCCCGGAGCCUUGAUGGAGCAGCAGCUGCCGAUUCAGCAGACCGAAGUCCCCGGCCCACUUCUGCACCCGCCAUUACUCAGAGUCAGGUUGCAGAAGGCGGCGUCCCAGGUGCCUCCGCUAAAAAAACAGGGGUACCUAAAGCACAGAAGGAAACAGUGAAGGCUGAAGUGAAAAAGGAAGAAGAGCCACCUGAGCAAGCUGAGCCAGAGCCCACAGAAGCAUGGAAGGUGGAAAAAUCCCACAUCGAGGUGACAGUACCCACCUCAAAUGGUGACCAAACACAGAAGCUUGCAGAAAAAACUGAAGAUCUGAUAAGAAUGAGGAAGAAAAAAAGAGAAAGACUAGAUGGUGAAAACAUUUAUAUCAGACAUAGCAAUUUAAUGUUGGAGGAUUUAGACAAGAGUCAAGAGGAGAUCAAAAAACACCAUGCCAGCAUCAGUGAGCUGAAAAAGAACUUCAUGGAGUCUGUACCAGAACCACGGCCUAGUGAAUGGGAUAAACGCUUAUCCACUCACUCCCCCUUCCGAACUCUUAACAUCAAUGGACAAAUCCCCACAGGAGAAGGAAGUAUAAAUGGCAUUCGCACAGAGGAGGUGGCUGUCGUGACAAAGGGGCCAUCUACUAACCCUGACUCUGAAUGGGAGGGUCCCAAGCAUUCAGUAGUUCCUAGUAAAAGCCAGAUGACCACCCCGUCGGAGUCUCUGCAAAGCUUUGCCUUUGGCUCCCUCUCCAUAAGCAGCAAGGAGGCAGAAGAGAAGGAGGAGGGGACAGCUGGCUAUCUUGAUAUUAAGGAGAUGCCAAAAGGCCCAACUGGGGAAUCUAUAGGAGUGGAGGAACAGGCCAGUGCCUUAAAGUUCUCAGGAACACCAGCUUCCUGUCAGCUACAACCUGGUGAAAAAAAGGCAGAGAGUAGUGGAGAACAUGUCACACCAGGAGAGCCACUUGGAAAACAAAAUGGAUCAUUUCUUGACUUUCAUGUGGGUAACCAGUUCCAGUUCCCCACCCUCAUUCGAAGUUUCCAGCCUCCCCUGGUGAAGACUCAAACUGUCACAAUCUCAGAUAAUGCCAAUGCUGUGAAAAGUGAAAUCCCAACCAAAGACGUCCCUAUUGUCCACACUGAGACCAAGACCAUCACUUAUGAGGCUGCCCAGACUGAUGACAACAAUGGAGACUUGGACCCAGGAGUCUUGCUGACAGCUCAGACUAUCACAUCUGAGACCACAAGCAGCACCACCACAACUCAGAUUACCAAGACUGUAAAAGGUGGGAUAUCAGAGACGCGUAUCGAAAAGAGAAUUGUGAUCACAGGAGAUGCUGAUAUUGACCAUGAUCAGGUCCUCGUACAAGCCAUUAAGGAGGCAAAGGAGCAGCACCCAGACAUGUCAGUGACCAAGGUGGUCGUCCACCAGGAGACCGAGAUUGCUGAGGAGUGAGCUCAGGAACUAAGCUACCCCAACUCUCUGCCCUUCUCCCAUCCAAGAGAAACCAGCAAAGUGAUAAAGAAGCUAACCUGCCAUAGUCAAACUUCAGACUUUCAAGAUUAUUCUAAAUCACCAGAAAAUUAAUUUCAUUUUCUAUUGGGAGUUUAUACCAGGAGAUUCUUCUGGAUCUCAUUGAUCCUUUUGAAGAUCUUUUUCUAUAUUAGGAUAUAAGAAUUAUUCAACUUUUCACUCUACAAACUGUUUUAAGAGUUUCUGGGUUUUUUUUAAUUGGGUGGUUUGUAAUGCCUGCAACCUAGCCUCUGCUCAUUUUUUUCCAACCCCAACGCUGACAGGGUCCUUGGAAAUCCUCCAAGGACCCUGUCAGCUGUGUUGAGGCCAAAGCCAGCUUAGUGGGACUUCCGUGUUCCUCCCUAGUCUUAUGCCCUUUGGAUGAUGGCAGAAACUUCAUGAACCAGCCCUUUCUCAGAGCCAGUGAUGUGACUGUAUCAGAAUGCCAGGCAGGGCACCAGCGCUAAUCCACAGACCUCGGAACAAUACCCCUGUUCCUUUGCUGAGGGUAGUUUUGGUAAGGCAGAGCCCUCUGCUGAGAAUGUAGUAUUGUUUUUCUCUGUCUCUCCUGCUCUGUUCUUUUUGGAGCUUCUUUGGGUCAAAGACAUAAGAAGUUGCUUCAGAUAUCUGAUACUGUGAAUGUUUGAACAUAUGCGUGGCCUUCACCUCUCCAGCUACCCUUUUACCUCAUCAGAAGCAGUGGCUCAGCUAAGUGCUCCCCCCAGCUCCCAUCUCAGGAGACCAAAUCUCAUGGAAAAAUAAGCAUUUUUGGCCAAAAGCUCUAAUGGAACAUUUUUAGUGGUGAUUUGGGGAAGGAAAAUUAAUGAGGUUUUUAAAAUAAGGUUUUCUAGUUUCGAGAGUGUGCACUUCACACAGGAGAAUGAGGUUACCUCCGUCAGGUCCUGGGCCUUUCAUCCCAAAUGAUAAGGAAUGUGGAUCAGAGACGAGGUUGUGGGUUUGUUUUUUUUUUCACCUUUCUUCUCCCAGCAGGCACCUGCCUGAGGACAUCCUUCUAGAGCAAAGAACUGACUUUUAGGAGCCGUCCUCCCCACAAGCCACCACAUGACAAGGGAUACAAACACCAGCCCUGUUCACUCCCACUCACCAUCUGAGGUCUGUCAGGGUUCGAAGGCUUGAUUUUGUGGUGGGUUUGGGGCUUAGAUUUCCUUUUUUGGGGUUUGGUUUUUGAAAAUAAAGAUGAUGCCCUGAUUCCUGGAAGGAUUUGGGAGCAUUUUUAUUCAACAGAGCUUCUCUAACCUUCCAACUGCUUCCCACAAACACAUUGGCAUAGAGGCUCCUUAGAAUCCCAGUGCUGGGCUAGAAGUGAACUUCCUAUAGACAGUGGUUAAUGGGCAGCAGUCACUGGGCCCAAGAAGAGUGAGAGAAAUGUCUAAAGCUGCUUAUUCCAACACCAUCCAAAGUCUCCACUGCCUGAGUUUUGUUUCGGCUGGUUUGAACUCAUUUUGGGUGUGUGCAUUUUUCUUGUGGUACCUAUGUGAGGAAUGACCAACAGGAGGGAAACAAGAGCCCAGGUGGGCCGUGUGACAGGCUUGGGGGGAAAGAGCUUGUCCUACCUCAGGAACAAACUUACAGGCUGUGUCUGAAAGGUGGGGCCUUGGGGUGGUGCCUAAGCCUGGCCAUGUUGCCAGGAGUGGUAGCAAGUGAGAAAUGCAGCUUACAUCAAACAAACAUGUAGUGUGUGCCCACUGCCUGAUGGAUAGGUGUCCUGCGGAAAGAGCUCCCAGGGCUCCCGGACCUGUGGAACAAAUAGGAUGGUGAAAAGGCAAAGGGCACUGAGUAUCCCUUUAAAAACUUAACACACUGAAUAUUCCAUGUGAUCCAGAUCAGUGUGGCAGUGGCCUAAAUGUUUCCUUCAGCUCUGUCACCAGUUCACUUCUCCCAGCUUCCUUGUCUGUAAAUUGGACCAGAAGAACUCUGAUGCCUUUCAAGCUCUGAGAAGCCAUAGAUUUGGACAAGCCCAGCAAGAUGGGUGUCCUUCCAGGCCUCUUCCCCUUUCCUUCAUCUCUGGCAACAGAUCUUGGGGUUUGGCAAUUGUUUGGAUUUUUUUUCUUUCUGCAAUUGUGUGUAUGUAUGUUUGUGUGAAGAAAAACAGACUCUGUCCAGGUAGAAAUGGUGAAGAGGGGAAAGAGAAUUACAUUUCCAGGGUCAGAAACUUGGCAACAGUUUUUCCUAAAGUGACUCAGACACCACAGUAACAAUGCUCACAACAGUUUUUUCUAAAGUGACUCAGACACCACAGUAACAAUGCUCGCUGCAGUUUUAUUUUCACUUGAGAAAUAAAGAUUUCCUCCAAGCUACAUGAGGACUCUGGCACCCACCCACAAAGCAAGACCUGUAUUUAUAAGCUGAGGGCUCAGGGAGCCUAACUGCAGGAACUGUCAGGGCACUGCGACCCGUGCCCCCCUCCAGGCCCAUCACUGGGCGUUGGGGGGAUGUUUGGCAGCUGGGGGUAAGGAGACAACAGACCUCCGGAAGUAGAGCCAGAGCUAUGGCCUGACUGAAGCCCCUUGAUGUGCACGGGAAAUUUCUGCCCAGGAUCUCAGCCCCAGGCUGGUUGUUUUUACAAAUCUCUCUCAAAUUAUUAUUUUGGUGACAAAAUGAAGGAGCUUUGUAAAUUUUUUUAAAAUUUUGAAUCGUAUCAAGUAGUUGUUUACAUUUCUUGAAAAAAAUAGGAACUCUGGCAGCAGAAUCAGAUUGGCAGAAUCCUUAGACUAAACACGCAAUAAUCAAGUCUGCUGUUUCGGCCUUUUUUAGGAGAAGUGGUUGUAGUGUUUAGAAAUGUUUGGUCUUGCUUCUUGUAUUGCAUUUUUUUUUUCAAUAAACAACAACAAAAAGAA
Molecule: messenger RNA, 6557 nt
Organism: Sapajus apella (tufted capuchin)
Lineage: Eukaryota; Metazoa; Chordata; Mammalia; Primates; Cebidae
Gene: EPB41
Product: erythrocyte membrane protein band 4.1
Exons: 22
Coding region: 592-3642 (1016 amino acids)
Biological process (GO): cortical actin cytoskeleton organization
Cellular component (GO): cytoskeleton; plasma membrane
Molecular function (GO): actin binding; structural molecule activity
Source: RefSeq, a predicted model, not a curated record